Messenger RNA from Emiliania huxleyi CCMP1516, 586 nucleotides. RefSeq lists its product as hypothetical. The annotation marks the transcript as partial. The transcript has 3 exons. Lineage: Eukaryota; Haptophyta; Isochrysidales; Noelaerhabdaceae. The record is from RefSeq and is a predicted model, not a curated record.
UGGUCGGCCGCCAUUCGGGCCUCCCGGCCUGCUGCGGCGGCGCGGCCGGUCGAGGCCGGGCUCGGCCCGGCCCGCGACGGCUGGCCGCCGACGAGCGCGCUCGCGCUGCUCGUCAAAAUGGCGGCGGUGGCGAUUGCGGCGACGGUCGUUCAGUCGUACAGCGCUCAGGCGUCUGUCAUCUGUCGUCUGUUGUCGCAUUUCGCACACGCGCGCGCCGCGCGACCCGCGUCGCUCCGCGAGGGCAUGAGCCUUCCGCGAUUCGAUCCCGCAGCCAAAAGCUGCUCGCUCGAACCGCGGCCGACUCUACCAGCAGCUGUUGAGCUCUUCAGAAGACUGGUGCCUCAUAUGCUGCCUCCCUGCGGAUGGCCGGCGAGCCUGGCGCGUCCAGAGUAUCGACCUCUGGCGAGUCAGCCAGCCAUGAAGUACAGCGAUCGCCAUCUCGCUGGCCUCUCCGCAGGCCCCCCCGACCGCGUCGAACUCAUCGGCGCGGGCUCUCUCGGCUACGGGACCGGCCCCAGCUUCGGCUGAGGGCUGACAAGGCACAAGCUGCCGAGCCCAAAUCACUGUGAGAGUCGUGAUUUCUUGU